Molecule: messenger RNA, 569 nt
Organism: Centruroides sculpturatus (bark scorpion)
Lineage: Eukaryota; Metazoa; Arthropoda; Arachnida; Scorpiones; Buthidae
Product: alpha-methylacyl-CoA racemase-like
Exons: 2
Coding region: 19-384 (121 amino acids)
Biological process (GO): bile acid metabolic process
Cellular component (GO): mitochondrion
Molecular function (GO): alpha-methylacyl-CoA racemase activity
Source: RefSeq, a predicted model, not a curated record
UAUUUAGGUGUUCUUUAUAUGAUUGGCAGAAAAAAUGAAAAACCAUAUCCUCCUAUUAAUUUACUGGCUGAUUUUGCUGGAGGUGGAAUGUUAUGUGCUCUUGGAAUAUGUUUAGCAAUAAUAGAAAGAAAUUCUUCAGGCAAGGGACAAGUGAUUGAUGCAAACAUGGUAGAAGGUUCUUCAUAUCUAAGCAGCUGGAUAUGGAAGACUCAAGAUCCUUCAUCUAAUCUUCCAAUUUGGGGAAAUCCACCAGGGGAAAAUUUGUUGGAUGGAGGUGCUCCUUUUUAUCAAACAUACAGAACAAAAGAUGGAAAAUUUAUGGCUGUUGGAGCAGUGGAAACACAGUUUUAUAAAGAAUUUUUGAAAGGUAUGAUAAUUACUUAGAUUUUUAUAAGAUGUGCAGCAGCUUCUGUCAGUAUCAAUAAAAAUGAAAUUAAUACAAAUUCUAGAGCAAAAUUGAGACAAUGUCCUAUGUGCCAGGUAGAAUGUUGCCCAGCAUAUACAGUGGGUGAUCGGUUAACGAACAUAAUCCGUUUCCAGGCUUUGUUCGCUAUCCGAAUUGUUCGUUA